UGGCAGUGCUUUGCGCCGGAGGAGUCCUCGAAGACCGGCACGCCACCCAGAGGUCCCCCAAGUCCGCCUUCCUCUCUGCGGGCGGGCCCCUGAGGCCCGGGGGCUGCUGAGCUGGGGGGGCGCUCGAGCUGCGAGGAUCCGGGCUGCCCGCAAGGCGAGGAGCGGGCGCCUAGGAUGGGGUGCAUGAAGUCCAAGUUCCUCCAGGGUGGACGCAAAAUCUCAAAAACUGAGCCCAGCACGAACCCGCACAGCACAGUGUAUGUGCCGGAUCCCACAUCCUCCAUCAAGCCGGGGUCCAGCAGCAGCCAUGGCAAACCCCCAGGACUUGCAGAGGGUUCUGAGGACAUCAUCGUGGUUGCCUUGUUUGGCUACGAGGCCAUUCACCGUGAAGACCUCAGCUUCCAGAAGGGAGACCAGCUCAUGGUCCUGGAGGAGUCUGGGGAGUGGUGGAAGGCUCGAUCCCUCGCCACCCAGAAAGAGGGCUACAUCCCGAGCAACUACGUGGCCCGCAUUAACUCUCUGGAGACGGAGGAGUGGUUCUUCAAGGGCAUCAGCCGCAAGGAUGCAGAGCGCCACCUCCUGGCUGCCGGCAACAUGCUGGGCUCCUUCAUGAUCCGGGACAGCGAGACCACCAAAGGGAGCUACUCCUUGUCCGUGCGAGACUACGACCCGCAGCAAGGGGACACGGUGAAGCACUACAAGAUCCGCACCCUGGACAGCGGGGGCUUCUACGUCUCCCCGCGGAGCACCUUCAGCACCCUGCAGGAGCUGGUGGCCCACUACCAGAAGGGGAGAGACGGGCUCUGCCAGCAGCUGUCAGUGCCCUGCGUGGCCGCAAAGCCGCAGAAGCCAUGGGAGAAAGACGCCUGGGAAAUCCCGCGGGACUCCCUCAAGCUGGAGAAGAAGCUUGGAGCUGGGCAGUUUGGGGAGGUCUGGAUGGCCACCUACAACAAGCACACCAAGGUGGCAGUGAAGACCAUGAAGCCGGGGAGCAUGUCGGUGGAGGCCUUCCUGGCAGAGGCCAACCUGAUGAAAACUCUGCAGCACGACAAGCUGGUGAAGCUGCACGCGGUGGUCACCCAGGAGCCCAUCUACAUCAUCACGGAGUUCAUGGCCAAAGGAAGCCUGCUGGACUUCCUGAAGAGUGGAGAUGGCAGCCAGCAGCCCCUGCCGAAGCUCAUUGACUUUGCAGCCCAGAUUGCAGAAGGCAUGGCCUACAUCGAGCAGAGGAACUACAUCCACCGAGACCUCCGAGCUGCCAACAUCCUGGUGUCUGCAUCACUGGUGUGUAAGAUUGCUGACUUCGGCCUGGCACGGGUCAUUGAGGACACGGAGUACACGGCUCGGGAAGGGGCGAAGUUCCCUAUCAAGUGGACGGCUCCCGAAGCCAUCAACUUUGGCUCCUUCACCAUCAAGUCUGACGUCUGGUCCUUCGGCAUCCUGCUGAUGGAGAUCAUCACCUACGGCCGGAUCCCUUACCCAGGGAUGUCCAACCCCGAGGUGAUCCGGGCGCUGGAACACGGGUACCGGAUGCCGCGACCAGAGCACUGCCCCGAGGAGCUCUACAGCAUCAUGAUGCGCUGCUGGAAGAACCGCCCGGAGGAGCGGCCCACCUUCGAAUAUAUCCAGAGUGUGCUGGACGACUUCUACACGGCCACAGAGAGCCAGUACCAACAGCAGCCAUGACGGGUGGCACCGGGGCAGAGCCACCGCCCCCCAGGGCCCACUCACCUGCCCCGGGCCCACUCUUCCUCGC
Molecule: messenger RNA, 1756 nt
Organism: Lepus europaeus (European hare)
Lineage: Eukaryota; Metazoa; Chordata; Mammalia; Lagomorpha; Leporidae
Gene: HCK
Product: HCK proto-oncogene, Src family tyrosine kinase
Exons: 13
Coding region: 175-1686 (503 amino acids)
Biological process (GO): cell differentiation; cell surface receptor protein tyrosine kinase signaling pathway; innate immune response
Cellular component (GO): extrinsic component of cytoplasmic side of plasma membrane
Molecular function (GO): signaling receptor binding; ATP binding; non-membrane spanning protein tyrosine kinase activity
Source: RefSeq, a predicted model, not a curated record